AUGCCUGAAGCCGGCACUGCUCAGCAGAUGCCAAGUUCGCCUGCCGAGCCCCGCUUCAGACGCGGCUAUGUCGCCUGCACCGCUUGCCGAGCCCGGAAAGUCAGGUGUGUCAUUGGACAGCAGCCUCCGUGUGCCAAAUGUGCCAGGGAGCAUCGUGAAUGCAUUUUCAAUACCGUUCACACCACUCGCAAGCAUCGGGAUCCACCGAGAUGGGCUCGACCUCAAGACUCGGAGUCUCAUUCUCCAAGACUCGAUGUGAAUCGUGUCUCAACCGAGGCCACAGAUCAGCCCGCUACGGGUUGCAUGUCACCAGAGUCAGAGACAAGGGUCGGCGAAUCAUCUUCCGUCCAGACUAGUCGAGGGUCCGCAGCAUCUCCUAGGCCGCUCCUAGCUGAUGAAGUUGGCAUGGGCAUAGAUAAGGAUGCAAACAACGCUCUACAAUGUCUUUUCAACGAGGCUGUAGCUGUGUCUUCUGAGACGUCUCUGCAAGCAGAGCCUACAAAUAUACCUGAUUAUGCAAAGUCUGGCUCGACGAACCCUAGCAUCGAGAUCCGAUGCGAAUCUACUGCGCAGUAUGGGGCAUUCAUCAAUCGCCUAACCCAAGCAGAAGUCUCCACCUAUGAUCUCUGGGAUAAAUGUCGAUUCGUACGACAGGGGUGGUUCACUGCCCAAGAAGCAAUCACUUAUGUGGAUUUAUUUCAUGAAUACUUUAAGAACUCAGCUGGGGCUAUAACCGAUAACCUGGGCAGUCAUAAUAGUCACAUUGCACUAGUUUGUGAGGAGCCUUUAUUGUGUUGUACAAUUCUUAUGAUUUCGUCGCGCUGGUUCAUCCUUCCAGGACCUGGUGGACUAGCGCGGAGUCACUUCAUACACCAGAGGCUCUGGCAGUAUUGUGAGCUCUUGAUACGCCGGGUCAUGUUUGGCCAAGAAAAACAUUCUACUGCCAAAAUCAGAACGCUUGGGACGAUAGAGGCGCUUCUCUUGAUUGCAGAUUGGCAUCCCCGAGCUUUGCAUUUUCCCCCAGAGACGGAAGGUUGGGACAGCGAGCUAAUUUCACCCGAUUACGAUCGUCGCAAUCGCAUACACCACCAAGGUAGGGUUCCAUUGAUUCGCUGGCGAGAAGACGUGUUCGAACCUGCCAAACGGUCCGAAAGGAUGUCUUGGAUGCUUCUUGGCUUGGCGACCAGUCUAGCCUAUGAGCUUGGCUUAUACUGUCAGUCAUCAGCCAAGAGUGUUGGAGCAGGAAGCAGUGAAAUAUCUCGUCUCGGUUAUAUAGAGAGGCUUCUCUACAAUCGUAUGACUCAGCUUGCCACACAAUUAGGCCGUCCCAGCUUGAUUCCGGAAAACUACGAGUUCAAUAAUCCAGAUCGAAUAAUAACAGCAACAACUGUUCCUCCACGUCAGCUGUACCUAGAGCUUUGGACUGAGCUCACGCGUCUUGCUAGACUGGCUACAACUAUUCUCUUUCAAUCAACGGAUACGAUAAAAGAUCUAGUGCUCAAAGACAGACAUACCAUCAUCCUUGAGCACCUUGAUCCCUUUUUUACAAAGUGGCAGGAACGAUUCUAUAAGGAUUCACCAAAACUUGCAAAUCUCUCUUCAUCUCUCCUCGCGAUAGAGUACUACCAUCUCAAAGCCUCAACCCGCGGGCUAUCUUUACAGGCGAUUGUGGAGAGAGCACUGGCUCGAGGGAUUCGGGAUCUCAAAGAUUGCCGUGGUGGAUCAUUGGAAUUAUGCACCACAUCAAAAGAUAAAAUCUUCAUCCUGGACGUGAUCACAUCUACUACGAAGAUUUUACAGAUUGCUAUUGACUUGGCCGGACUCAAUAUGUUAAGAUAUUGCCCAUCGCGAACACUAGUAUCUGCAACUUCAGCCUCCGUGCUUCUCCUGAAAGCAUUAUUCUUGUCAAAGGCAAUUGGUCACGGUCUAGGUUAUUUCGAGUUUGAAGUUCAACUGGGCGUGAUCGAUCGUUUUAUCAGAGCAUUGAGAAUGUCCCCCAUUGAUGAGAUGGAUUUCUCACCACGAUACGCAAUGCUGAUUGAGAGUCGCGUCGCAAGGCUUCGGCCGUCUCUUACUUCAGCCGAUGCAGUCAACGUCGACGUAGAUUCCUCCGCAAAUUCUACGCGAUGCACACAUCAAUCUCUCGAUCAUGAUCCGUCAAGUCGAAUGGGCGGCCUAGCACCCGGAACAAUGGACCACAACGAUGGUGAUCAUUCUGGGUAUGGAAAUGGCGAUAUAGAAUGGUGGUCAGCUUCGUUCGACCCCACAAUAGCACCGUUCGACUCUGACAAUCCUUUCUUGUCAUUGGGAUUGGAAUUGGACUCAUUGGAUUUUCUAUGGAACAUAUCGGAUCCUAGUGGGGAAAACAUGCGAUCGGCUCCUAUCUAA
Messenger RNA from Pestalotiopsis fici W106-1, 2388 nucleotides. RefSeq lists its product as uncharacterized. The record is from RefSeq and is a predicted model, not a curated record. The transcript is spliced from 3 exons. The coding region runs from base 1 to 2388 and encodes 795 amino acids. Gene Ontology annotation, biological process: positive regulation of transcription by RNA polymerase II; aromatic amino acid catabolic process. Gene Ontology annotation, cellular component: nucleus. Lineage: Eukaryota; Fungi; Ascomycota; Sordariomycetes; Amphisphaeriales; Sporocadaceae. Gene Ontology annotation, molecular function: zinc ion binding; DNA-binding transcription factor activity, RNA polymerase II-specific.